AUGGCCUUCAAGAUCACCGAGCACGUUAUUGACAGUCAGUAUAUUCGAGAAUAUCCCCAUUCUACGGCAACCCAAGAUGCCCCCUUGAAACUUGCAAUCAAAAAAUAUGCCCCAAUCGACAACCCGAACCCACUUCCCGGCGAUGUCACGAUAAUUGCGGCCCACGGCACUGGGUUUGCUAAGGAACUCUACGAACCGUUGUGGGAGGACCUUCUCGCGCGAAGCAAACAAGAUGGAUAUCGCAUCCGGGCCAUUUGGAUGGCCGAUGCCGUGAACCAAGGAGCCAGUGGGAUCUUGAAUGAGGAGCACUUAGGAAAUGACCCUUCAUGGACCGAUCACGGUCGGGACCUGCUCCAUAUGAUCAAUCACUUCCGUGCCGACAUGCCUCAACCGAUCGUUGGUCUUGGACAUAGCACCGGCGGGGCCCAAUUGGUUCAUCUUUCCCUUAUCCACCCCCGUCUAUUCACCACAAUCUCGCUCCUCGAAGGGUACCUUACAGACAAGGAUGUUGGCGAACGUGGCCGUGCUCUAUUAUGGGCCACGCUGAUGAAGCCAGACGUCUGGCCCUCGCGCGAGGCCGCCAUCAAACAACUCCCGAAAUUCUUCAAACAGUGGGAUAAACGCGCACUCGCCCGCUGGAACCAAUACGCUUAUCGCGACCUCCCAACAGCCAUUCACCCCGACCUGCCUGAGAACAUCGACCCCAAGAACCCACCCGUCACACUCACCACGACCAAACACCAGGAGCUCACGAUGUACACCCGAGCGAACCCCAACCGCCACAAGGAACUCGGUCUCCCCGCAGAACUCGACAACAAUAAAGGCUACGGGCCCAGCCCUCCUCACGACCCGCUCUUCGUCCCCGACAUGCUAGGACCUCUCUACGAAAGUCAACUCAUCUACUGCGCGGAGCCUCUGCUCGCAUUCCGCCUCCUCCCUCAUGUCCGACCAUCAGUGCUCCUACUCUACGGCGAAGCAAGUGAGCUCUCUAAAUUCAAACUAGGCGAAAAAGCCGCGGUCCGCACCGGCACAGGAUUCAGCGGUAGCGGAGGCCAGGCGUAUAACCGUGUCAAACACGUCCUGUUGCCCAAGUGCGGACACAUGUUACCCAUGGAGAAGGUCCCGGAGACGGCGGGCGUUGUUGGACCCUGGAUCGGGCGGCAGUUGCAGCAGUGGAGAGAGGACCAGCGGCGUCUGGCCGAGGGGUGGGAAGGGCUGUCUGUGAAGGAGAAAUCGACGAUCGGGCCCGAGUGGAAGGCGACGUUCGUGAAGGCGAUUAAAACGCAUCCGAAGUUUAUUCAGAUGAAGCCAAACCAUAGGAAAUCGAAAUUGUAA
This is a messenger RNA of Aspergillus affinis, 1335 nucleotides long. Its product is annotated as alpha/beta-hydrolase. Bases 1 to 1335 code for a protein of 444 amino acids. NCBI's taxonomy places the organism in Eukaryota, Fungi, Ascomycota, Eurotiomycetes, Eurotiales, Aspergillaceae. The transcript has 4 exons. The record is from RefSeq and is a predicted model, not a curated record.